Messenger RNA from Penicillium psychrosexuale, 2439 nucleotides. RefSeq lists its product as uncharacterized. NCBI's taxonomy places the organism in Eukaryota, Fungi, Ascomycota, Eurotiomycetes, Eurotiales, Aspergillaceae. The transcript is spliced from 2 exons. The record is from RefSeq and is a predicted model, not a curated record. Bases 1 to 2439 code for a protein of 812 amino acids.
AUGGAGCCUAACUACGACGUUAUUGUGGAUAUAACAGACGAGGUGUCUCGACACACUCCACAAGCCCCUGACGAAGUCCACGACUCUUACGACCCAUCAACGUUCACGACCUUUGCGCGGCAACGCCAGCCCACUGUUCAACGCCCUUCUAAUUCAUCCGGUCAUCAAUUGAGACCCUCCAGCGCUUCCUCUCAGCGUCCCUUACGGCGUAUCCCCCGUCAGGCAGAGGUCCGCCAAUCGCCCCACCGUCGAGCUGUCUCGUUACGCGCCCCAGUUCCACACCGACACCAGCCGGCGCGUACAACCCCAGUCUCUGUACAACGCGCUCCAGCCAGUGGCAUCGCAGACCUACGUCCGGCCCUUUCCGAAGCGGAGACCGACGACAACGGGUCUACAAUCGACGAUCCGUACCAGCUUCUCCAUACCUCAUACUGGCCGCAGAGAAACACCGGAGUCUCGUCGCGCACCGCAUCCGCAAUCCUUUUUGCCCUCGAGGAAGCUAUCCGUGGACCGCUGCAGCUAUCCACCGACUGGGACGAAGUGAAUGCUUCUAUGUCAGAGAUGGUAGGCGUCGCUGGGCCCGCUGGGCCUGUGAACAAUAGCCGUGGGCAAAAUGGCGGAUCCCGUGUACCCCAGAACCCCAUCUCAGGGACAUCACAACCACCGAGUGGGAUGAGGACACCUACAGAUAUCAUGAGACAGCGCCGGGAUCGGGAGGCUCGCCGCAAAGCAGAAAGCGAGGCUCGAGAGAGAGAACAAGAAGAAUUGGAACGGCAACAACUGGAGGAAAAACAGACUGAAGCUGAGGCAGAAGCCCAGAAAUAUGCCCAGGCCCAGGCACAACAGUACGCUGCUGGCGUUGCCGUCGAAAACACCUCCCAAUCAAGAAUCAGAGCCCCACGACCACCAAGGGGCUCCGAGGGACAACCCCAGACCGUGCCCGUCGCUUCAGGGGCUGUGCCUGGUUACCGACCAGCACCAGAUAAUACACCGAGUACCAGGCCAUCAGAAUACCAGACCGCACCGCCGACGGUUGGCACGGGGCAAGCAAACCAGUCACGGCCGCCACAAGCAACCGCUCAGCAGCCUCAACACGGUCGCUCGCAGAGUGCAGCAGAAAUUGGAGGUCAGCCUAAACCUAGUGGCUUCUCCAAAUCCGCCCAGGCCCUGCCCGCAGGACAAGGUGCUCCUCAAGCUCUUCAGCAGCCGAAACGAGUUGGGUUUCCGCAUGCAUUCGAGCGAUGGGAAACGCUGUCUUCACACUGGGAGGGUCUCACCAGUUAUUGGAUGCGCAAACUCGAACAGAACAAUGAGGAUCUAGAGCGUGAUCCGAUUAGCCAACAAUUGGCUCGACAGAUUACAGACUUGUCUGCCGCCGGUGCCAAUCUAUUCCACGCGGUGGUUGAACUGCAACGUCUUCGCGCCUCCUCCGAACGCAAGUUCCAGCGCUGGUUUUUUGACACCCGUGCCGAGCAGGAACGCUCGAAGGAAGUGAAGGCGGACCUGGAACGCCAGCUCAAGGAAGAGCGACAAGGCCGAGCCGAUGCGUUUUCUACCGCCCAGCAAUCUGAAAAAGACAAAGUCAAGGCCGAGGAACUGCUGAAGGAGAUGCGCCGCGAACUCCAAAUCUCCAAGGAGGAGGCACGCCGUGCCUGGGAGGAGCUUGGCCGUCGUGAACAGGAAGAGCGAGACCGAACGAACUCCCUGCGCAACGGAGAGCCCACCCUUGUUGGAGGCGUCCAGGUUGUGCCUAUGGUUUCUGGCCUCCCUAGUCGGCACAACACCACUCGCCCACAAACCCGCGAGGGCCCAUACCCCAGACAGACAGCCACAACCGUAGGCACCGACGCAUACGGCAAGCCUGCAGGGAGCGCCGGACAAUACUACGAAGAUGGUACGCCGAUGUCUCCCGCGGGAUCCGACCCUUUCAUCGAACCCAAAAAGGUUGACCCACCUACCUCAAAAGUCCCCUAUCCGCGUCCACUGUAUGCACACGACAAUACAACGGUUCCGUACCCCGCAACCUCAGAACCCGACGCGCGCUCCUACGUCGGCAGCAGCGAAGCGGGCGAUGAAGAAUAUGCCCCCUACCCCCACGAUCCCCAUGGUGACUCCUUAAGCUACCCACCUGGCCCUCCUUCAGAGGAAAGCGAAGAGUAUGAACAUUCUCUGCUAGACGAACACUAUAUUCCCGAGGGCGCAUAUACCUCUGCCCCCUCGUCCGUCCCUCCGCCGGCGCCGGCCUCCGCCGCGGACUACAGCGGCGCUGGAUGGGGCCCCGGCACUGGGUGGGAAUCUGUGACACCACGCCAUCGUCAUCCCACGCGUCUGAGCGAUGUUCUUGAGGAAGACGAGCAUAGUCGCACGACUCCCAGCCGUGCUAGCUUGGCUAGCCGCAGCCAGGCAGGCCGUAGCCAGGCCAGUCGGAGUAUUCUUUGA